Messenger RNA from Lingula anatina, 4215 nucleotides. RefSeq lists its product as uncharacterized. The record is from RefSeq and is a predicted model, not a curated record. Gene Ontology annotation, biological process: positive regulation of transcription by RNA polymerase II. NCBI's taxonomy places the organism in Eukaryota, Metazoa, Brachiopoda, Lingulata, Lingulida, Lingulidae. Gene Ontology annotation, cellular component: nucleus.
UAGGUGUAGGCAUUCCGUGCAAGGUCCUUAAGCAACGGAUAAACUGCCGAAUGCUUGAAUUCCUAGAGUGCGUAACUGGGAGUUUGCAGAGAGCCACAGUUGAUCAAGGCAUUGGCUGACAUUUGCCCACAACCAUGUCAAUGACAACCAGGUCAAAGCGGGGUUCCGCCAGUGCUUCAACUGUCGAAGAUGUCAAGACUUCAUCACCUCCAAGUAAAAGAACUAAAGUAGGGAAAGUUGCUGUGACUCCCACCAGAAGCACAAGACAUAAGUCUGUGGAAGAUGUUAAGUCUGAGAAAGAAUGUGACCAGGCUAAAAUUGAAGUUGGAAGAUCCUCAAAAAGAAACACAACAUCUGGAGCACAGGCAACUACCACAAGGGAAGCAAAAGUAACAGCACCAAAGACAAGAAACAGCCCUGUCAAAAAGCCUGAUAAGUCAAAUGCUGUUCAGAAACAAGCUGAGCAACAGACAGACACAAACCAAAAGUCAGCUGCAAAGACGGAGCCUCUAACAGAGACAGAUGAGUGUAAGAUGCAAACUCAGGUUCCCAAAACCUUGCCUAUGGAAACUUCAAACUCAACUGAUUUGUCUGAUACAUUGGGAUCCCCUCUGAGGAGGACCUCCAGGAAAAGGGUCUUGAGUAAGAGAUUCCAAGACAUGGAGGUGGAGUUAAUUACACAGCAAUCAGCAAAGAAACCAACAACAGCCCAAGAUGCAAAGUCGCCAGAAACCAAAGAAGGAAUGGCAAGAGGAGGAAGGAAAAAAGAGAUGUCUGUUGCUAAAGGUGACCAGGCUGUUGAUGCUUUGGCAAGUGUUCCUGUUGAACCAGUUCCUAGUGCUGUAGUAGAUACUGUGGAAAUACAUGUCAAGAUGAUAGAAGACUCAAAAAAAGAUGAAACUGAGGCCCUCACUCAGACAGAAAAUACUGCAGAAGUCCAAGAAGUCUCAGUAACUGCUCAGCCAGAAGAUGUUGACAAAGCAGCAGAGGCCAUAAGUAUGGAGCAGCAGACAGCUGAGACGGCAGCCAUAUUGCAGGAACUGUCUGAUGUGCUCAGUUCUAUCACAGGGAAUGCUCCAGUGCAGCAAGAGGGGGUGGCAGAGGAGAACCCUCAGCAGGAGCUUCUAGAGCCCAGCAAUGGAGCCGCUGCUGACAAUUCAGUAGUAUUACUGGUGGAACCCCAUAAAGGUGAACCAUCAAAUUCCAAUGACCACAGUUAUGGAAACAGCAGUGUGAAGCUUGAUGUCCCUGUGCCUGUUACAACAACAACGACAGCAACAACGACAGCAACAGCAACAAUUGUAGAGACCUUUGAAGGGACGCGUAUUAUGCAGCCUGCUGGCAAGGGGCCCAACAUUGUGAUAGUGAAGCCUAGCAGCCUGCAGCAGGGGAAGGAAGGGGGGUCUGGGGUGGUGGAAGAGACAGGAGAAGAGUUGGAGAACACCACAGUGUAUGUGGAUGUGGUACUGAAGGAUGGGAUGUUUAUGUACAAAUGUCAAGAAUGUGAUUAUAUCACAAACAAGAAGACCAAUUAUUACAAGCACAGGAAAAUACAUAUGACCUCCCGGCCCCAUGUCUGCCAGCACUGCAACUACAAGACAUCCACCAGCAGCAACCUGAAGCGCCACAUGUCCCAGCACACUAAUGAGAGGAAUUUUAAGUGUACGCAGUGUGGCCUGGCUUUCAGGCAGAAGAUCCACUUAGAGAGACACAUCAAGUACAGGCAUGAGGAAAAGAAAGUCACCUGCCCGUACUGUGAUUACACCUGUGCUAACGAGAACCCCGACCUGAAACAGCACAUCAAACGCAGGCACGAGGCAAAGGACGAAGUGGAAGGCACUUUCAUCUGUCACAUAUGUAAUUUCACCACCAGUAAAAGGAAAGAUUUAAAGCAGCAUAUGAAAUUUCACAAGAAAGGCCCAGAGCUGAAAUUCUACUGUUCCCAUUGCUCCUUUGUUACUGAAGCACAAAGCCGUUUGUUUCGCCAUGAGUUGACUCACACCAAGGAGAAACCUUACGCCUGUGGGUUGUGUGAGUAUCGUGCCACUCAGCGAGAACAUGUGUAUCGCCACAUGCGGUCUAAGCACAACAUCAGUGUAGCAGUGAAAUCUAGGAAGAAGUCAAUCAGUGGAUUAGAACUUGAUCCUAGCCAGAGCCAGCAGCCCUCUGCUUCAGAUCCACAAGCAGAUCUGCAAGCAGCUCCACAAUUAGAUCCACAAGCAGAUCUGCAAGCAGAUCCACAGGCAAAAACACAAGCAGAUCAACAGGCAGAAACACAAGCAGAAACACAGGCAGAAAUGCAGGCAGAAACACAAGUAGAUCAACAGGCAGAAACACAGGCCACUAGUGAUAAAAUCAAACCCCAGGUGGAGACAGUGAAUGAGGUCCCACCAGACAGCCUUGAAGCCAAGCCAGAUUUGAAUGCCAGUCUCGAUGGCAAGCCACGCAAGAAGUACGACCCUCCAGACUACAGUAAUGCUGAUAAGCUUUUUGCUUGCAGCUACUGCACCAUGAGCUUUGCCAAGCUGUUAAACUUGUACAAGCAUGUCCACUCCAUGCAUGGGGAGGUUCACCCCCAGGAUGAAGAAGGCGUGUAUUCCUGUGUCAUAUGUGAUUUCAGAACUUCCAAGAAGAACAAUCUUCUCAUUCACAUGCGCAAACACAAUGUAAUGGAUACAGAAGAAGAUGAUGACCCCUACACCUCGUAUGCCUGCAUGUUGUGCGAGUACCGCAACAAGCAACGCAGGAAUUUGUUCAACCACAUGAAGAAGAAACACAAGAUCUCUAUAUUUCUGAAGAAAGAUGGUACUGCAAGCUGUGUGGUGGAUGACUCCAGCUGUAUCACCAUAGUCCAAAGAGAUGAAGAAGGCACUUCAGGGGAAAAUGUUGCCAUUGAAAGAGACCCUAUUACCAAUAAAGAGAAGAGUGUCAAACUGACUGACCUAGCCCGAUCGCUCAUGAGUAAGCAGAAAGUGUCAGGUGUUAUUAGCAACUCUCCAAAUAUCCUAGGAAGAAAUAGCCAUACUGUGAGCCAGUUCGUCUCCUUGUCACCCUAUGAUAGUAAUGUGGUCCACCACGAGGCAGUGGAAGCAAUCCAGGGUCUCCAGGCUCUGGCAGGGGAUGUGGUCAUUGAGUCUGAUGGCACCCUGAGUGCUGCUCCCCCUAUGGUAGACAAUGUCCCAACUAUGCCUGCAGCCACCGUGACUGCUGUGUCAGUGACUGGCGGGGCGCAGGGAGGGAAAACCAUCAUUGGAGAUGCUGCCUCAGACAUUCAGCUUUCUGCUGAACAGCUGAUGAAUCUGUCUUCUGGAGAUUACAUCGAAAUAAACGGCGAGAUGUACAAAGUUGAGUUCACUACUUCGGAUGAUUCUCCAGGAAGCAGCUCUCAGAAUACUCUGGUAGUACAUCAGGAGUAGUGGAUGAAAACCUGUGGCAUUCAAUUUAGAGAAUUUUGUGGGCUGUGUUAUGCACUAAGAAUAAGGCAGUAAUUUUUCUUCAAUUUCCAAGUCUGUAGGUUGGGAGGGGGGCAAGUACAUUACCUGGACAGAGGCUAUUCACCUGGAUAGCCUCAUCUUCUGAGCAAGAUGCUCAAGAUAGACUGGUUAAUUUUGGUGAUUAGCAACAUUGUCAACAAAAUCUCUUAAAGGAAGCAAAAUAACUUCAAACAUUGGAAAGUGAGCUGCUCUAUGUUAUAAUAGGAAUAACAGGAGUUAUUUGGACCAGAAUUUAAGAUUGGGUUUUAUUAAAUAACUCAAGCCACUGGACAGUUGGAAAAUUGUUUAUGGAAUUAUUAGUUACAGCAAUAGGUGUGCAGUGGGCUUUUUUGAAUGUAAAAUUUCAAGAGUUAAAUCAGAAUCUUAGUAUGAGAAGUAAGAAACUGAACGUGAACAUUGAUUUAUUAGUUAUAGACUAACUAUAAUAUUAUGUUAAUACAAUUGUUAUGCCUUGGCUCUGAUAUUUAUGUAGCCGUGUACAGAAUCGGCAGGGUUUAGUUGCAGUACACAGGAUGACAAGUUCUAGAUCUCAAAGCAUAGAUAGUUGCUGAUUUAAGGUGAACUUAUUUACUAUUCGAAUUGUUUUAAGAAAUAAUGUAAUCAACAUGUAAUGAAAUAUUAGUUACUGUAGAAAAGCUAGUACACAAAAGGGCUGUCAUAUGUAGGGUCAUUUGGUGACUGAUUUCAAGAAUUGAUUCCUCCCAAUACAGACUUACAUGAU